GRAAGAUGCACAAAUAAUGACAUGGCUGUGGAAUAGCAUGGAACCAAAAAUUAGCGUGAACUUUAUGUUCCUAGAUACAGCUAAAGAAAUCUGGGAUCAUGUUAAGAAACUGUAUUUUGGGCAAGACAAUACAACUAGGGUGUAUCAGUUGUACCAAGAGUACUUUAAUCUGAAGCAAGGCAGACAAAACUUGGAGGAAUACUAUGCAAGUCUGAGGAAUAUCCGAAAUGAGCUCAAUGUGUAUCAUCCUCUGACACGGGACGUUCAGAUUCAGCAACAACAGCGUGAGCAACUUGAUGUGACAAGGUUUCUGGUGGGUUUGAAGGCUGAAUAUGAACCUGUCCGAGCACAAGUACUUGGGGGGUCUGCUCUUCCCUCACUUGAAGAAGUUUUUGUCCGUCUUAGGAGAACAUCUGUUGAGUCUAUAGAGCAUUCUUCUCUCUCAGGCAGAUCUGGUUUUAUGGUGACUAGAGGGGGAGGCCGUGGAAAUAGAGGUGGUGGUGGUCGUCAUGGACUUCCAGGUUACCGUGRUGGUCCCAUGUUUAACCGUGUUGGUGGCCGGAGUGGAGGUCGGGACUCAGGGGGAGGUCGUGGUAAAGGAAGAAGUAAUGCCCCUAGGAAGUGUACAUACUGUGGAUUAGAGGGGCACACGGUUAAUUUCUACUAUGAUUUACAUGGUCCACCCAACACUUGGGCUAACCAUGCUGUGACUAAGGGUAGUGCUACAGCUACUGAAAGUCAGCAAACUGACCUGAUCCCCUCCACAUCUACUAGUAAAGGAAGAAGUAAUGCCCCUAGGAAGUGUACAUACUGUGGAUUAGAGGGGCACAUGAUUAAUUUCUACUAUGAUUUACAUGGUCCACCCAACACUUGGGCUAACCAUGCUGUGACUAAGGGUAGUGGUACAGCUACUAAAAGUCAGCAAACUGACCCGAUCCCCUCCACAUCUACUGGUGUUUCUAGGAAGGAGAUGGUGAGUGUACCCCAUGCAGUAUAUGAGCAGUUCCUUCAAACAUCUUCUCAGCAGAACACAGCUACCCUUGCCCAUUCAGGAUCUCAAGACGGGGAUGAAGAUUGGUGGAGRGCAUGAGGCAGGUGGAUUGUAUUACCUUGAUGGUGGUGGCCCUCCAGUAGCUUUUCAGUCAUCUCUUACUCCUCUUCAAUGGCCCUACAGACUUAGUCAUCCUUCUCUCAAGGCUCUGAAGUUGCUGGUUCCUUCCUUGAGUCAUCUUUCAUCUUUGGAUUGUGAGUCAUGUCAGCUUGGGAAACAUCAUAGAGUCUCUUUUAGUCCAAGAAUUAAUAGUCGUGUCUUAAGUCCUUCUUCUUUAGUUCAUUCUGAUGUCUGGGGUCCGAUCAAAGUGAUGUCAUACAAUGGCU
Nelumbo nucifera (sacred lotus) is the source of this 1377-nucleotide messenger RNA. The record is from RefSeq and is a predicted model, not a curated record. Lineage: Eukaryota; Viridiplantae; Streptophyta; Magnoliopsida; Proteales; Nelumbonaceae.